Messenger RNA from Marmota flaviventris (yellow-bellied marmot), 868 nucleotides. RefSeq names its product vitamin K epoxide reductase complex subunit 1 (gene Vkorc1). NCBI's taxonomy places the organism in Eukaryota, Metazoa, Chordata, Mammalia, Rodentia, Sciuridae. Gene Ontology annotation, biological process: vitamin K metabolic process; peptidyl-glutamic acid carboxylation; blood coagulation. The record is from RefSeq and is a predicted model, not a curated record. Gene Ontology annotation, molecular function: vitamin-K-epoxide reductase (warfarin-sensitive) activity.
CCGAGAGUGGGAGAAUGGCAGGCCAAUCGCCCAGUCAUAGAGGUGGUAGAGGACGUGGCCCUACUCUGCCAGUCCCUGCUCUGUGGCUGGUUCUCUUCCAACUGGCGCCUCCGGCUGGACCCGCAGACAUGGGCACCACCUGGAGGAAUCCUGGGUGGGUGCGGUUUGCCCUUUGCCUCACCGGUUUAGUGCUUUCCCUUUACGCGCUACACGUGAAAGCGGCGCGCGCCCGCGACCGAGAUUACCGCGCCCUCUGCGACGUCGGCACUGCCAUCAGCUGUUCGCGCGUCUUCUCCUCCAGGUGGGGCCGUGGCUUCGGGCUGGUGGAGCAUGUGCUGGGAGCAGACAGCGUCCUCAAUCAAUCCAACAGCAUAUUCGGUUGCAUUUUCUACACGCUACAGCUGGGGUUAGGUUGCCUGCGGGGACGCUGGGCCUCUAUCCUACUGAUACUGAGUUCCUUGGUAUCCCUUGCUGGUUCUGUCUACUUGGCCUGGAUCCUGUUCUUCGUGCUCUAUGAUUUCUGCAUUGUUUGCAUCACCACCUAUGCUGUCAACGUGGGCCUGAUGUUGCUUAGUUUCCGGGAGGUUCAGGAACCCCAGAGCAAGGCCAAAGGACACUGAGGCCUCACCCCAAACCAGGCUGACCACAUCUGCUUUGCUUUAGCACAUGAGCCUUGCCCAAGGGGGCCAUGUCUGGGUACCUAGAAAGCCCUUCAUCCUCCCCCCUCCCACAUCCCUUCCAUAACCAUACACAGGAAAAUGGACCAAAUGUGCCUCUAGCUCUGACCCAAGGGCAGGUUUCUGCAAUUGCCCAAGGAUAGAAGGUUCUGAGCAAUAAAAUUUCUUAAAUAAAGUUGGUUAAGUCUGAA